Aspergillus eucalypticola CBS 122712 is the source of this 1280-nucleotide messenger RNA. Its product is annotated as trafficking protein particle complex subunit 5. Bases 164 to 946 code for a protein of 260 amino acids. Gene Ontology annotation, cellular component: TRAPPIII protein complex; TRAPPI protein complex; TRAPPII protein complex. Gene Ontology annotation, biological process: endoplasmic reticulum to Golgi vesicle-mediated transport. The transcript is spliced from 2 exons. The record is from RefSeq and is a predicted model, not a curated record. Lineage: Eukaryota; Fungi; Ascomycota; Eurotiomycetes; Eurotiales; Aspergillaceae.
CGUCGGCCAUUCGAUUCCACCUUACACUCAUGAACCAGCAUGAUCAUAUCGCCUAAUCUUUCCUACUGAAACCCACCAGAAUGACCGACUAGCCCAGCCUGAACAAAUCCCCUUUGUCGUCAUCCACCAUAACCAACUCUGAAUACCUACACAUACUGUCAACAUGGCGCAACCCGCCCGCCACGCCGCAAUGCUAUCCAUUAGCAACAGCGGCCCAAACCUCCCCGUGGCAGCAGCAGCAGCAGACAGACAACAACCAGCACAACACAUCCACACGCAAUCCCAAUCAAGCCAGGGUCUGCGCGUCCCGUCAAACCGCAAAACCAUCUACGAUAGACACCUGAACCGCAGCCGCAAUGCGGAGCUUAGCCGGGCUAGCUUCGCCUUUCUGUUCGCCGAGAUGGUGACUUAUGCUCAGAGACGAGUCACAGGGAUUCAGGAUUUAGAACGACGAUUGAACGAACAAGGCUACCCCCUUGGUCUCCGACUCCUCGACCUCCUCUUCUACCGCACCAUGUCCAGUUCCACAUCCUCCGCUCUAUCCAGCUCCUCCUCAACUUCUUCCUCCCCUCCCAAUCGUCCCCUCCGCAUUCUCCCCCUGCUUCAUCUCAUCCACGGCCCUCUCUGGCGCCUCCUGUUUAAUCGGCCCGCCGAUGCCCUCGAGCACUCUGUCUCUCCCGAGACGCCUAAUGAAUAUAUGAUCACCGAUAAUGAUCCCCUCGUUAAUACGUAUAUCAGUGUGCCGAAGGAAAUGAGCAUGCUUAAUUGCGCCGCCUUCGUGGCGGGGAUUAUUGAGGGCGUUUGCGAUGGGUGUGGAUUCGAGGCGAAGGUCACUGCUCAUAAUCAGCCUACCGAGAUGUGGCCCGGCAGGACGAUAUUCUUGUUGCGCUUUGGGGAGAGUGUUAUGGAGCGGGAGAAGGUUUUGGAGAGGGCCGGCGUUAAAUAAAUGAACGAAUGAAUGGGAUGUGAUUGAUAUCCAUAGGCGGUUGAUUUUAUUUCCUACGGUGUAUGAUCGGCCAUUGUUUACGCAGCGAUUUGUUAUAGAAUGCGAACGGGUUCUUGUGAUGUGUGGUGUUAUGGGUUACGUCGGUUGGGUGUGGAAAGAGGUACGGUUUAUAUAUGACAGUCGCAGCAGCAUUCAUUGUUGAUGCCGGCGUGAUGAGUCCGCUCGAACAUAUGUGUCUGGUAUGUGCAACAGCAAGACGUUUAUAUUCACGUUGCUGUUCGUCCGCCGAACGAACACGCAGGUAGAGUCUAUUCUCCUUAGGAGGCCUGCAGGA